Closterium sp. Naga37s-1 is the source of this 603-nucleotide messenger RNA. The record is from the annotation of a GenBank genome assembly. NCBI's taxonomy places the organism in Eukaryota, Viridiplantae, Streptophyta, Zygnematophyceae, Desmidiales, Closteriaceae.
AUGGCCUGCAGACACCACACGGCACAUUACGGUGGUGAGCGGCACUAUAGUGGUGAGCGGCACUAUAGUGAUGAGUGGCACUAUAGUGAUGAGCGGCACUAUAGUGAUGAGCGGCACUAUAGUGAUGAGCGGCACUAUAGUGAUGAGCGGCACUAUAGUGAUGAGCGGCACUAUAGUGGUGAGCGGCACUAUAGUGGUGAGCGGCACUAUAGUGGUGAGCGGCACUAUAGUGGUGAGCGGCACUAUAGUGGUGAGUGGCACUAUAGUGGUGAGCGGCACUAUAGUGGUGAGCGGCACUAUAGUGGUGAGCGGCACUAUAGUGGUGAGCGGCACUAUAGUGGUGAGCGGCACUAUAGUGGUGAGCGGCACUAUAGUGGUGAGCGGCACUAUAGUGGUGAGCGGCACUAUAGUGGUGAGCGGCACUAUAGUGGUGAGCGGCACUAUGGCGGUGAAACCAAGCGCAAGUUUGAGAGUGUGUACACGGGCGGGACAAUGAACACAGUGGGAGGAGGUGAGAUCACCGCAUACUGGCACUGCUGUGGCGCCACCGACCCCUUUGAUCCAGGCUGUGUGGCCGGGCCACAUGAGACAUACGAUGACUGA